CCAACUUCAUCUCAAUUGAUUAAGACACCGUCACAGUCAUUUCUGCGAUGACAAUGGAUUUCCUGAGGACUUAUCGGAGCAGAUAGCUGGUAGCCUCUCACGCCGCUAGCACGGACCCUUGUCGCAUUUACGUAGGACAAUGGUGUCCGUCCGGUUUCCUCGUUAAAGACUUCUGCUUCCGACCGGUUCCUGAACUGAACACUCCUUUUUUCUAAUCUGUUUAUUAUUAUUCCCCUGAAGCUUUCUUUGUCACAUCUUUUACAGUCCCUCCUUCCUUCCCACCUUCUCAUUCUCAUGGGGCAGAAUGGCAGCUACGUCAGCACUGGCAAAUCGCCACAUUGUAUCUACUAUCCUUCAUCAACUAUCUGACAUGAAGUAUAAAGUCCGCCGACAAUUUGGCCCGGACCAGCCCGUUGAGUUUCUCGAAUUCCGUCCUACGCUGGUGCCAGCAAUUCUUGUGAACAAGUUGUGGGCAGAUGAGGGCACCUCGAUUCUCUGGAAGCGAUAUCCGCACCUUCCGGCGUUAAAGACCAUGGAUCAGGCAAGACGACAGUACUACGCCAACAAGGUCCACCAGAUAUUUUCAAUGAGUCCGCCACCAGGGCAUUCGGUCACCUUAGAUUAUCAGGACGACCUGCAAUGGACGAAUUUAAAGUCUCUGGAAUUAGAGGUGGACUUCUUGAGGCAUGGAGCGCACUUUCUGCCUAUGAUUCAUCCUGGACUCGAGCAUUUGGAGAUAUCAGGCCCUCAGAGUGGUGGGCCGGAAUACUUUACGGAAGUACUACUCCCUUCUGUAUUUACCCCUUGUCGGAGCCUCCAGAGCAUCAAAUUUGGACCUGGUGUCCUCUACGACGAGGAUACCGUAGAUGCAAGCGUUCUUUACGAACACCUCGACUCAAUACCUUCCCUCCGAAACGUGGAACUGAAAGGCACAAGUUUCAUGGAUAAGGAUUCGCUGUUUACACGUCUGAGUCAACGUGCCGGCCUCGAAGGCCUGGAGAUCGAUCUCGAUCCUGGCAUCGCUCUUUUGCCGCAGCUUGGUGGCCCAAAUGCCCUUCCGCUGUUUACUUCGUUGAAGCGCUUGACCAUCAUGUGUUAUCCUGAGAUUGCUCUUGCCCUACCAUCCCACCUUGCCCUCAUCGAGGAACUCCAGUUUGAUGUAUGCCGAGUGCCUGAAGCGCCUGCCAAGGACGAAGACUUGACAAUAUUCGAAGAUUUAUUGGCGAAGCUAUCAAAUUGUCCACAAUUGAAGAUGCUCAAGGUCGCGGUCGGUGCCAUGGCUAUCAAUUUCCCAUCCUUCAUGGUCUUCCCCAAACUUAGCGGCGCUUCUCUUCUCAGUCUCGCUUCCAACUGUCCAAAGCUGGAAGACCUCAAACUUUUGGCUACGGAGCCCUCGGCUAUCGAUGGUUCGGAUAUUACGAGCGAAAACUUUGAUAUGUUUUGUCAGACACUUCCACGGCUUCGGAACAUCAGCUUGAAGCUGUCCCCUACAACCGCUACCGCGCUAGAAGUGACUGCGCUUCAAAGCCUUGGAAAUCAUUGUCGAGAGCUUGAACUCGUUCGACUCAAGCUUCCAUUCCAACUUCCCAUCCUACCAGUUCCUAGUCAUAUACCCCGAAUAUUAAUCGACGGAGGCUCCAGCCCCAAUACCCCGACCGCUGAAGAGACGUUCGAAACGUCAUUUGACGAGCCCAACUCUCCAAAUAGGUUUCGAUCAGCUUCAGAUAUGAGCGGAGUGAGAUCAGAUCAUGAAACAAUUGCUGAUUUUUACCCCCUCUUUCCUCGCCUAACGCACCUUGCCAUUGCACGACCCGAGAGCAUCCUCUUAUCGUCCGACGACACUUUCACCAACUCUUCCGCAUCCUGCGGAGGCCCCCCAUCAGAGAUUCUCGAUCCUGAUCUCGAAGCAGACCUCGUCCGCUCAUGGGCGCACCCACUUCUGGCUCAUUUUCCAAGCAUCGAAAUCCUAGAAGCCUGGGGUGAUUGUGUGGGCCAAGACAACGAGUCGCUGAAUUACUUCCUCCCCACGGAGGAAAUUCUCGCGAGUACAUGGGAGUUCCUGAGCGGUGCUGAGCAAGAUCUAUGGGAUGACGAGGAAGAAAUUGGUAGCUGGAAAACAUACGAGAGCGGAGAGGACUGGGAUACACCUUCUUACGUGGACAGUUUUGUUGGGGUUGAUGACGCUAUGCCAAAGUUGCGGAAUAUCGAGGAAGAAUCGGAGGGUCGGAUUACUCCCGGGCGUGUACCAGACCAGCUCCAACUCUUUGAUACCCUAGUCACCCACACCGAAUCGAAGCCGCCGCUUAAUACUAUUCAUAUUGAGGGAGAGGAGCUGGACGCCACUCCCCGAAUACCGACUGAUGCACUUGGCUAUUCAAAGAUCUGAUGAGGCCGUGUGUUUGGACGGCUAGUAUCGUCAGUCCGUAUGAGGUAUCCUUCAUAGUUUUUGAUCCUGUACAGGUCCAUUUCGACUUUCUGGAACCUGGAUGCUCUUAGUAUACACAGUGGCCUAGCUGGUUUAGGCGCUUCACUCAUGCAUAUUAUGACUGACGAUUAUGAUUCUGCACAUGAAUAUAGAAGCAAUGAGCCGUUCCAAAAGCACAAGGUUUGUUUCUAAAGCACACAUGUUUCAUCCCACAUAAUAAGAUAUUGGAUUACACGUUCAGUUUGGAAUUCUAGCACGAAAAUGUUUCACUUCUGUCAUCACAUCAUUGGCGCUUUUCCUCAGCUAUCAACUGCAACUAAACGCAAUACACAGACAUCUAAAGUAUCAC
Messenger RNA from Lindgomyces ingoldianus, 2774 nucleotides. RefSeq lists its product as uncharacterized. NCBI's taxonomy places the organism in Eukaryota, Fungi, Ascomycota, Dothideomycetes, Pleosporales, Lindgomycetaceae. The transcript has 2 exons. The coding region runs from base 305 to 2386 and encodes 693 amino acids. The record is from RefSeq and is a predicted model, not a curated record.